Molecule: messenger RNA, 1596 nt
Organism: Camellia sinensis
Lineage: Eukaryota; Viridiplantae; Streptophyta; Magnoliopsida; Ericales; Theaceae
Product: autophagy-related protein 18a
Molecular function (GO): protein binding
Source: RefSeq, a predicted model, not a curated record
CUCUGGUAACAAUGAAGUGGUAGAAAUAGGAAGGAACAAGUACACCAUUUACAAGCAAGCAAAGCAAGCAAGCUCCCUCCUCCUUUCUUCCAUGGCCACCCUCUCUGCCUUCUCCUCCCCUCCAUGGCCAAACCCUAAUUCCGACCCUCCCUCCACCUUUCUCUCUCCUCCUCAACUCGACCACUCCGAUCCCUCUCACAUCCCCACCUUUCUCUCUCCUCCUCCUCCUCCUCCUCCGAUGCUUCCAUCCACCGCCGCCGACGAAGACGUCCAAAACCCUAACAUUCCCGAUCGUCCCUCUCUCCCUUUACCAUCUCUCCUUCACGUCGCCUUCAAUCAAGACUCCGGUUGUUUCGCCACCGGGACCGAUCGCGGCUUCAAGAUCUUCAACUGCGACCCCUUCCGCGAGAUCUUCCGGCGAGAUUUCGAUCACGGAAGCGGAAUCGGCACCGUCGAAAUGCUCUUCCGUUGCAAUAUCCUCGCUUUAGUCGGCGGUGCUCACGAUCCUCAGUACCCUCUCAAUAAGGUCAUGAUUUGGGACGAUCAUCAGAGCCGCUGCAUCGGCGAAUUGUCUUUCCGAUCGGAGGUUCGCGGCGUUCGUCUCCGGCGGGACCAUAUUGUGGUGGUUUUGGAGCAGAAGAUCUUCGUUUACAGUUUUUCGGAUCUCAAGCUUUUGCAUCAGAUUGAGACGAUGGCGAAUCCGAAGGGGCUUUGUGUGGUUUCGCAAUCUGCGGGAUCGAUUGUGUUGGUUUGUCCGGGGUUGCAGAAAGGGCAAGUUAGGGUUGAGCAUUACUCGUCGAAGCGGACCAAGUUCAUCAUGGCUCAUGAUUCGAGGAUUGCGUGCUUUGCACUCACGCAAGAUGGGCAUUUGCUUGCUACGGCCAGCACUAAGGGGACUCUUGUGAGGAUUUUCAAUACCUUCGAUGGUUCGUUAUUGCAAGAGGUUAGGAGGGGUGCAGAUAGAGCAGAAAUAUAUAGCCUGGCAUUCUCUUCAACUGCACAGUGGCUGGCUGUCUCAAGCGACAAGGGAACUGUCCAUGUCUUCGGUCUUAAGGUUAAUUUGGGAAACCUAGGGAGUGAUAAGUCACAUGGUGCAUCUGAUCUCAGUCGUUCUGUUUCAUCACCCACCUCAUCUCUCUCUUUUAUAAAAGGAGUGUUGCCGAAGUAUUUCAGCUCAGAGUGGUCUGUUGCUCAGUUUCGUUUGCUUGAAGGUUCUCAAUACAUUGUUGCAUUUGGCCACCAAAAGAAUACCGUGGUAAUUCUUGGCUUAGAUGGAAGCUUCUAUCGAUGCCAAUUUGAUCCCGUGAGUGGUGGAGAGAUGACUCAGUUGGAAUAUCACAACUUCCUCAAGCCUGAAGAUGCUUUCUAGUAAGAGAGUUUGUAUACCUGAUCUUUUUGUUUUGGCUUUUUUUAUUUUAUUUUUAUUUUUUUUAAUGGUUGUUGUAUACAUAGUAUUCCUCGUUGCUUUUGUUGUUUCUUUCUCUUCUGAUGGGGGAGUAAAUAUGUUUUGUAAAUAUAUAUAUUUAACAGUAUGCAACUAAUUUAACCACCAAAAUAUGUAAGAAAACAUAAAAAUAAAUUAUUUUUAUUUUUAUA